AAGUUCACCCCAAGCUUAGGCUUAGAGAACAGUGUAUGAGCAUUCCCAACGAAACCGCCAAGUCGGAUGGUCUUGCUGUACGUGUGGUUACAGGGACCGGGAAUGAUUGGUUUAAGUUCCUUGCCUAGUCAAGGAACUUAUGGAGAGAGAGAACUUAUGGAGACCAGGAACUUAUGGUGACCUGGAACUUAUGGAGCGAAGUGCUUGCCUAGUCAAGAACUUCUGAGAGGGCUUCUAAGAAACUUAUGGAGAGAACCUACGUGGAAGAGAGAGAGAACUUCUGCGAGAACUUACGGAGAGAAUGCUUGCCUAGUCGAGGAACUCCGGAGAGAGCUUCUGAGAAACUCCUGAGAGAACCUAGGAGGGAUCCACUGGCAGUGAGCACUGGUGAAAGAUCCAUUGGGAGUGUGUUGUCCCAAAGAAGCCGCUGAGACGUGGAAGGUUUUACAGUGCAAGUGGUAGCUGUCCGCGACCCCAGCGUCGUGGAGUAUGUGUUCUCAAGUGUAUUAGCCUAGUGUGAGCUGGCUACGGAGAUUCCGUGGGAAUAUGUGUUUUCAUGUGUGAGUCAACCUGUACGCUCGCCGUGGACUGCGAGGGAGCACUGGGAUUCUAUUGGAAUAGGUGUUGCGUGUGUAAGUGAGUCUGUACGUUCGCCGUGGACAGUGAAGGAGCGUUCGUGCCCCAGAGAUCGGACUUUUAUGUCGCGGCGGAGACGUGAGUAAACAAGUAACUGUAAGUGUUUAAUCUUUAUAUACAAUAUCUGAGAAACUAUGUGCGCUCGAGACUUACUUCCAGAGUGGCGCUUUGUAUUAUCACACCGCGGGAAUUGGACAGGCACGGUGGACUACCACCGUUGAGAGAGGACAGUGUGAAUGUCAUGUGUAUUGGAUAGCUAGUGAAUGUUUAUGCUUUGUGGUUUUGUUUAAUUUGUUUUCGGGUCUACCAGACCUAUGACCCGCUUUCCCCGAGAGAGAGGAUAAGUAAGGGCUUUAUUUUCUUUUAGUAAAGUACACGAGAAGCCCAUUGGCAGAUCGCAGUGUUUUGUGUUGUGUGAACGCGCGUGACGUCAGUGUGUGACGUGAUUUGUGACAUAUUUGGUGACCCCGACGUGAUCUGUCGUGGGCCUGUCUCGUUUGGUAUUGUGUUGUGCGGAAGCUGUACUUUGUCGCUUAUCAUCUUCUGUUAGCACUACAGUUUUGUGUGUGUUGUGGUCACCGUUUGCGGUCGCCACCCAUUGCCUCAUGACUUUAUUUUGAACAAGUGCUGCCAGAACGUGUUACCAGCACUUUGUAUUUUUUUGAUUAAUUAUUUGGUAUGUGUAGUUACGCCAUGCUGUGAUCCCGUCUCCAGUUUUACGGGUCUACGGGUGUGUAUAGUUCUACCCGUAGUAAGGGACUAGUUACUGUGCCUUCCUGUCUCUCGUCUGUCGCUAAAUUUCUCUGUUCUUCUUGAUUGGAUGUGUGAGUGAGUAGGAGUAAGAAGUCUUUCUCUUUUAGGGUCGCUUUUGCUCUCUUACAAUUUUACGAAAAAUUUUUUUGGGCUUUCUCUAAUUCACUUUGCCAUUUGAUGCUGAGUGUGAACUUAUAAUAUUUAAUUCUUUCUGUGAUUCAUGUCCUAGUUUUGAGUGGGAAUUUGAAAACGAUUUGACAAAUUCCUUGAAAAGCACUUUACCUUUAAUGAUAUUCUGUUUACCUUUGGUGAUAUUUUGUUUAAGUGUAGUAUGGUAAAAUUUUGAACGAGAGAGUUUUGCAGGUUAGUGUAGUCACUGGUAAAUUUGAGUUUGCUAACUUGUUUCUGGCUAGUGACAGGGUAUACCUCUGUAAUUAGAAAUUUUGUGUUUUCUUUUUAGAAGUAAUCAUGGAUAUUGAGGCCUUUAAAGCGCAAGGGGAGAGCAUAGGUUUAACGGGCGAGGCGCUCACUAAGUAUUUAAUUCAGCGAAUAGAGAAAUAUGAGAAGGCGGAAAGGGAAGAGAGGCUUGAAAGGGAGAGAAAUGAAAGGGAAGAAAGACGAGCGAAAGAACAGGCAGAAAGGGAGGAGAGGUUGGAAAAAGAAAAGAUUCAGCGAGAAAGAGAGAAAGAACAGGCAGAACGGGAGGAGCGCGAGCGAGAAAGAGAGAGGGAAUUUGAACUAGCUAGACUUAGGUUAGGAAAUGGUCAACCUAAUGGCGAGGCACAAGUAAGAGAAGUAACCCCUAAAGGAUUUAUUCCGAAAUUACCUCUAUUUAAGGAAGAUUUAGAUGACAUAGAUUCUUUUCUUUUCCGUUUUGAGGCCCAUGCGGAAGCCCUCCGAUGGCCCAGACAUUUGUGGCCAUUACAUUUGUCCGCUACUAUUCAGGGAGAAGCUCUCAAGUUAUAUCACGCACUCUGUGCGCAGGGACAAGUGGCGUAUGAAGAGUUAAGAAAGCAAUUGUUGUUGAAAUUCCAGUGUACGGAAGAUGGAUUCAGAGAAAAACUGAGGUCAGUGAGACCAGCGGAAGGAGAGUCUAUGCCCGCUUUUCUGACUAGAGUAACCAGCUUACUGGAUAGAUGGAUAACGUUGGCAGGGAUAGACAAGUCAUUCGAAAGCCUGCGAGACCUCGUCUUAAGAGAACAGAUAAUGCAGAGCAUUUCUAAAGAUAUGGCAGUAUUUCUAAAGGAAAGGGAUCCUAAAUCGGCAGCAGAAAUGAUAGAGUCGGCUGAGAAGUAUCGGAAGGCCCAUCCCGGUAAGAACAUAGCGCGCCGACAAGAGACGACCAUGUUUGCGAAUGCAAGCUGCACAACUCCAAGGACUGCUAGGCCGCAAGGGACAACUAAUAGACCAACCCCUCCUAGUACCUACUCUCAUAGGACUCCACCAGUUGACAACAGAAGUAGGCCAUCGACUAACUCGCCACCAGUACACCGGCGACCGUGGAGUGAACAAAAACGAACAGUAUCGCCAAACCAGUCCAAGCCGGAUUCUGUCAAACCAAGUACCAGACUUCAAUGUUUUACAUGCCAAGGUUAUGGACACAAAGCACGCUUCUGUGCCAAUAAUAGACAACGAGCUCAACCUGCUUCGGUGUGUGAUGUAAAGCAGGAAGUGGCAAACGUCGCAGUCUUGUGUUCUACCACCACGCAAGAGGCGGGGUCAUUGCCUCUUUACCCUGGGAUGGUAAAAGGAAAAGCAGUGCAGGUAUUAAGGGAUACUGGAGCGACUACAGCUGGCAUUCGAGCGAGUUUAGUGGCACCUUCAGAAUAUCUGGGAAAAAACCAAACGUGUCUUACCUUCGGAGGACGUAAGGAAGUAUUUCCUCUAGCACGAGUGCAGGUGGACACGCCUUUCUUCACUGGACCACUUACAUGUUGUGUAAUCAAGAAUCCAGUAACUGAUGUCAUAAUAGGCAACAUUCCAGGCGUGCAAGAGGUAACGUUUACAGCCGAAUACCAACCUGUAUCAACAAGCGCUGCAGUAGUGACAAGAGCACGAGCCAGGGAAGCGAACCAAGCACCCGCACUCUUGAGUCCAGCCUUACCAGCAGUAGGCAUUUCUAAAUCGGAGUUAAUCCAAAAGCAGAGGGAAGAUCACACCCUAACGCCUUACUUUACGAAAACCGACUGGUUAAACAGCUCCUUCAAAGUGGAGAAGGGUAUCUGGUACAGACAUUUUCAACGGCCACAGCAAUCAGAUGUCACUCAAAUAGUUGUGCCACAGGCACUAAGAUCUACUGUCUUGGAAUAUGCCCAUGACAGCCCAUUCGCUGGACACCAAGGCACGAGAAAUACCCUAGAAAGGGUCUUCAGCCACUUUUGGUGGCCUGGCAUACGGAGGGACGUACGCCAGUAUUGCCAAACUUGUGACAUAUACAAAAAAACGUCAGCUAAGGGACGGAAAUUAGGAUAGUAGACGCUCUAACCU
Pomacea canaliculata is the source of this 3876-nucleotide messenger RNA. RefSeq lists its product as uncharacterized. NCBI's taxonomy places the organism in Eukaryota, Metazoa, Mollusca, Gastropoda, Architaenioglossa, Ampullariidae. The transcript is spliced from 2 exons. Bases 1858 to 3861 code for a protein of 667 amino acids. The record is from RefSeq and is a predicted model, not a curated record.